This is a messenger RNA of Zootoca vivipara (common lizard), 6844 nucleotides long. RefSeq names its product espin like (gene ESPNL). Gene Ontology annotation, biological process: actin filament bundle assembly. Gene Ontology annotation, cellular component: cytoplasm. Gene Ontology annotation, molecular function: actin filament binding. NCBI's taxonomy places the organism in Eukaryota, Metazoa, Chordata, Lepidosauria, Squamata, Lacertidae. The record is from RefSeq and is a predicted model, not a curated record.
AGGGAGAAAGGAGGAAGGAAGUAGAGGGAAAGAAAGAAUAAGAAUGAGGGAGAGGAAGAAAGAUGGGAAGGACGGAAGGAAGAAAGGAAGAAAGUAAGGAAGAAAGGAAGAAAGAAAGAAAAGAGGGAGCAGGAGGGAGAGAGGAAGGAAAGAGGUGAGAGAAAGAAGAGUAGGAAAGAAGGAAUAAAGAAGGAAAGAAAAAGAAAGAGGGAGAGAAGACAGAGAUAAAGAAGGAAGGAAGGAGAAGGAAAGAAAGAAUAAGAACGAGAGAGAGGAAGGAAGAAAGGGAAGGGGGGGUCGCCGCCUUGAUUCAGCGCCAGAAAAGAGCGCGAAGGGACCCAGGGGCAAAAACCAUUUCCCGUGCAGCGUGAGGCAGCAGGUGUCCGUUUUAGGAGAAGUGCGUAAAGCCUCAGAGUUGCACGUUUGUGAGGCUGAGCCGCUGCUGAGCUCACGUUCAUGAGGCUGAGCCGCGGCAGGAGGAGGAGGAGGUGAGGCAAGAGGAGGAGGAGGAGGCUUGCCGGGUCAGUGCCCGGCAGCGCCGUGCGGAGAGUCCCGAGCCUCUGGGACGCAGCAGUGCUCUGUAGCACUUUGAAUCCUCCUCCUCCUCCACGCGGUGCUGCUGGGUGCUUUGUCUGUGCUGCUGCAGCAGCAGCAGCAGCCUUUUCCUGGUUCCGAGCCGUGGCAGGAGGAGGAGGAUUCAAAGCUGCCUCCUCCUUCUCCUGCUCCGGCCGCCUUUCUACCCCCCCCCCCGCCCCAGCUGUUUGUCGGCGCUUUGUCGGCGCGGCGCUUCAGCAGCAAGGUCCCGCUGCUGGGUCCCACUGGCUGGGGCGCUUGGCGGGCCACAUGACGAGGUCUGGCGGGCCGGAUUUGGCCCCCGGGCCUUGUGUUUGACACCCGUGUUCUAUUUAGUCAUUCUGCAGUCUGGGGGAAAGCCAAUCAGUCCGAGAUCCCUCAACACUUACCUCUUCUCCUGCAUUAGUAUGCGUACUUCCAGUUAUUAGCUUUGACCACUGGUCUGGAGACAUGGAGUUCAGUCUUAUAGCACCCAGAUUGAAAGGAUGGCAGUUUCCCUUCUGUCAAAAGGCUCACUUCCUCUUUCUUACUGGGACCACAGUCAAGAUAAAGGCUGUCUUUACCCACUCAUUACUUUUGUGCAGCUGUUCUGAGCAUUGAAUUUAUUGCUCCAGCUGAGUUAUUGUGUGCCAUAACUUUGUAAUCAUAGUCCAUUAUUCCAACCUGAUCACCAAUAGGGCCAGAUGUCUGGUAUUCUGGCCACCUUGUGGCUUGUGGCUUGUGUAUGUGUGUGUCCUCUAUCUAUAAAACAUUUUAUGUCAAAGGCCAUCCAUGACUGUGCAUCAGAAAAUACACCGGCCCCCUUGGUUAGCAUCUAGAAAGUAAGAGUAGCCCACAAGGAGGUGGAGGAUGGCUGUCAUUGAUAAUGUAUGAAAUUGAAGAGGAGAGAAUUUUCCAGCAUCAGUCUACUAGACUUCAAAAAUGUGUGUGUUUGUGGAAUUCACAGAGGCUUAUAUUAUUAAGCUUCAUGUAAUGGUGCAUAUUCAGCCCAUAUGCAAAAAUUCAAAAGAAGUGGGCUUCAUAGUUACCUGCAAUUCUAUGCAAAAUAAAAAAAUUCUUCAGAAGUGUGCAUGCACACGAAAGCUCAUACCAAAAUAAAAACUUAGUUGGUCUUUAAGGUGCUACUGAAGGAAUUUUUUUAUUUUGCUUCGACUCAGACCAACACGGCUACCUACCUGUAACUGCAAUUCUAUGCUUUUUCUUUGUGUUUUUUUUUAAUAACAGGGUGAAAGAUUUCUAGAAGGAUGGAAAUAUACAUACUAAGCCACACAGCUUAUUUUCUCUACUUGAGGCAUUUAUUUAUUUUAUUUUAUUUUAUUUUAUUUUAUUUGUCUGUCCUUCACCUGCGGGUCCCAGGAUAAACAGAAUUUAAAAUUCAGUACUAAAAACAGUCAAAACAAAUUGCAGUUGAAGGGCUAGGGCGGGUCCUGAAAACACCUCAGGUGUGAAAGGCCAGAGUGAAGAAGUGCAUCUUCAACAUCUGUCGAAACCUGUAUAGUGAAGGUGACAGGCGCAUCUGUGUGCUCAGCUGGUUGACUGACAGCCUAUGUCAGGCUUCCUCAACCUCGGCCCUCCCGAUGUUUUUGGCCUCCAACUCCCAUGAUCCCUAGCUUAAGGUUACCAGAUGUCCCCGUUUCCCGGGGACAGUCCCCGGAUUUACUAAUCAGUCCCCUGACCAAAUCCAUCUGUUUAGUAGGAAGUUGAAAACUGUUCCCAGAUUCAUUGGGGGGAAAAAUCUGGUAACCUUACCCUAGCUAGCAGGACCAGUGACCAGGGAUGAUGGGAAUUGUAGUCACAAAACAUCUGGAGGGCCGAGGUUGAGGAAGCCUGACCUAUAUUUUACAUGCAGAAGUUUAUAGGGUCAAGCUUUGGCAUCUCGUAACUACAAGAAUUUGGGGUAUUCAGCCUAGGGAUGACAUGGCCCAAGACCUUGGACUGCUGACAAAGGCAACUCCAUGUGUUCAUGUAUGAUCCAGCAGGUGUGGCAUAGAAUGCAUUUUGUCGUAUAAGAUACUGGAAGGAGUAAGUGACCUAUCAAAAUGCAUAAUGAAUGGGGAUUUGGGUUUGAAGCCUGUCUUAGCUCAAGUAAAAGUGAACUGGUCUGCAUUGCAGGCACAGCUGUAGAGUGAAAGCAAAUGGAGAUAAAAUUAUUAUUCUCCUUCAAAUAGCAAAUUCUGCAUUUACAAAAGAAGAAACACAGUUGGGUAGAUUGUGUACCCUCACAACAAGUGCUGAUGCAAUGAUCCAAAUGGGAAGACCCUGGGAAAAGUUGUUUGUGUUCUGGCGGCAGAAAAAUAUUCUAUGUGAUCAUUUGUUCAUGUGAUUUCCACAGAUUUAUUAUGAAACAAUUACUGUAUAGGAAACCAUGGGGAAGAUCUGCACUGUCAUGGGAGGAGCAAAAAUAUUCUAUCUGAUUACUUGCUAAUGUAUUGUGCAUAGAUUGAUUAUGGAACAUUUAUAGAUGCUUUAAAUAUUUUGGAUUGGGAACAAGUGUGUUAAAUAUAGAGAGAUGACUGGUGAUUUUAUAUUAUCUGUUUUAGUUCAUUAUAAAGAAAAUGGAGUAAAAUAAUGAGGCAGCUUUGAAAUCUUGGCUCUGGGGAAACGCUCUUUAUUAAUUCACAAUAAAUUGCAAGAAUUUGCCCACUUUGGUAAUAUUAGAACACUAAUUUCUUUGAUGAUGGAGGAUUGUUGCAAUCCUAACGUGGCAGAAGUCUGUAGAACCAAAUUGUUUAGUGUUGUAUCAUCAGUAUUUAACUUAUCUCUUUGGAAUGUCUGUUAUUUGAACAGAAAUCAGCCACAUCAUACUAGAGACAUGUACAUCACAAUUAUAGGGGAAAUAUUAGCUUUCCUGUUUACAGCUGUGGCUUUUACAAAUUUGAGUCUAACUCAUAAACCAUCUCACAGCUUAUUUUCUGUGUUUUAUCAGUCAAUGCAGGAAAAUACAGUAGGAACUGAAACACAUGCUAAUUGCAUCAUAGAGCUGUUGCUCCUGAAAGCCUGACUCGUAUUUUUCAAACGAACACCAAGCUUUAUAUUUUAUCACGCCACUCUUUAUAACAAUUCAGGCUUCAGUGCCACAAGCGGAAGAAGAGUUAAAAACAUCCCUGCUUCUGCCAGGAGCUUUUAGCUGUUCUCCCUCACCGGCCAUGUGCCCCUUCUUAAAAAACAAACAAACCCUGCAGUACAUAUGCUUUCUACAGCACCUUACCCGGUAACCAGAGACACAUACCACCUGGCUGGUACAUAAAACAAGAGACUCGGAGAAAGUAGGACCUUCCAGUGAAGACAACAGCAAGGCUCCCAGAGAUGGGAGACCAAAGGGCUAUUUUAGCUGCCAAGGAAGGAGACUUGCCUAUGCUGGAGCAGCUGCACAUCGAUGGUACUCUGGACCAGAACAUCACUGACUGCUUGGGAGCAGGCCUGGUGCAUCAUGCGUCACGAGCAGGCAGGCUGGAGUGCCUCAAGUUCCUGGUACUGCAAGCAAAGCUUCCCGGGAAUCAGAGAGCAAACAAUGGUGCAACCCCAGCACAUGAUGCAGCAGCCAUGGGCAACUUGGCUGAGCUGAAGUGGCUGAUCAAAGAUGGAGGCUACAGCAUGCAGGAGCAAGAUGCUUCAGGGGCUUCUCCCCUCCACUUAGCUGCUCGUUUUGGACACCCAGAGGCCAUUGAGUGGCUGGUCCAGGCAGGCUUUGACACUGCAAUGAAGACAAGGGAAGGUGCCGUGCCAGCUCAUUAUGCAGCAGCUAAGGGUGAUCUCACUUGCCUCAAAUUGCUGGUUGCUGCAGACCACAGUUGCGUGAACAAGCAAACUCAGAGUGGAGCUACCCCGCUGUAUCUUGCCUGCCAGGAGGGACAUCUGCACAUCGUCCAGUUCCUGGUGAAGGACUGUGAGGCUGAUGUGCACCUGAGAGCGCAUGAUGGCAUGACAGUGCUCCACGCAGCUGCCUGUAGUGGUCACUAUGCUGUUGUCGUCUGGCUGGUUACCUUCACUGAUCUCGGCCUCACAGCACAGGAUGCAGAAGGAGCCACUGCACUCCAUUUUGCUGCCAGAGAGGGACACACUGCAAUUGUUGACAGACUCCUCCUUAUGGGAGCUAACGUGGUGUUGGACCAUUGGGGAGGAACCCCACUCCAUGAUGCAGCUGAGAAUGGGCAUCUUGAGUGCUGUCAAACCCUGAUCUCCCACCAAAUAGAUCCAGGCAUCCAUGACAGGGAUGGUUACACUGCGCGAGACCUGGCAGAAUACAAUGGACACAGGCAGUGUGCAUGUUACCUACAGGAAGCAGAGAAGCUGAUCCAGCAACCAAUGAGACCGCUUCAAUCAGAUGUAAGUGCUGCAUCAAAUAUGCAGAAAAAAGAUAUUAAUAGCGCUCUUCAUAGAGCACCUGCUUCAAAGUCGUUCAACAUGGUGAAACCCACUGAAUCAAACAAAUCACUGAUACCCGAGUUGAAGAUCAAUAAAUCUAUGCAGAAGGCGAGAAUCACCGCAUUGUUCUCAAGCUCUGGUGAGAAGAGAGAGACACCAGAUGCUGCAGUACCAGGCAACCUGCUCUCAAUGCUGGAUGAGCUAGGAACAUCGGACAUUGAUGCCUUGGUGCCUACUCAUGAUGAGCAAGGUUGUUCAAUUCCAGAGUGGAAGCGGCAGGUGAUGGUGAGGAAAUUACAGGCGCAGCUGGCAUCUGAAGAAGGGAUGGGCAGGAAGAACAAGGAAAGUUGCACCCUGGAGAUGGAUGACUGGCAAUAUUCUCAGUCUUACAAUGCCAUCCUGGGCCCUUUUGGGGAAUUACUCACUGAAGAUGACCUGCUGUACUUAGAGAAGCAGAUUGAGAAACUGCAGAUGAAGAAGAAAUGCCAGGAGUAUGAGAGUGAGCUAGGACGCCUGACAGAGGAGCUGCAGACUGUUCUCCCUGCUCCCGUCAAUAUCACAGUCAACCGUCAGUUUCUGCAACAGGGCUCAGAGGAUGGCAGCCAGGAGCUCCCUGCCUGGUGCAGCCAUGUGUCUGGACUGGUAAAAAGCAUGUCCUUGCUGCUCACCAAUGUCAAUGGCAUGAAGAAAGCAGAUAAUGAGAAGCCAGCUCUAAGGGAUUCUCAUAAGUCAAGCAAGACCAAGUGUAUUUCAGGUGGCACUGUCAAGAGAGAAAUCCUGGAGUGUGGUGUCUCUGUCAGGGAUCUGAGGGGCAAUUUUGAAAAGCAGGAUCUUUGGAGACAAGAGAAAUCUUUUGAGCAGCGAGGGUUGAAUGCCAUGCCCUGGGAACACGGGACAGCCAAGGAGUCAUCCCCUCAAAUGUUUCUAGGUACCUGUAAAAACAAGAAGCCAUUGGUUUGUGAGGAACAUGAGUUUGGAGACAUGGAGAAUGCCAGUGAUUCUGGCAUCAGCUGUGAGGGAGCCUCUGUGAGUGGCUCUUGCGUCUCAACAGCAGAGUCUAGCAACCUCCGAAAAGAGCGCAUUGUGCUUCUUUUUCUCAGUCACUGGAAGAAAUCUGCCUAUACGCCUUCCUUGAAACUCAUGGCCAGGAGGACUCUUGACACCCAGCUGCCUGGAAAAAUGGGACUGGUAGACGUGAUGGCAGAGCUCAAGAAACAGAAGCCUCCAAUGCAGAAGCCCUUGAUGGAAAUGAACAGGCUUGGCCAUUUAGUUCAACAGAGAUACACUAUCAAGAAUCUGAUCAGUCACUGGAAAGACAUAAUCUCCCUUGUACCAUCUCGACAGAUCAGGCGCCUCAAUCACCGGCAUGCAAUCUAUUCUCCAGAACAGUUCCUGCCAUAUGUCAAUGGUGAGCCUAUUGACUACAAUAGCUUAACUCUUGACCUGUUUAUGCUUGGCUAUUUCCACAUCCUAGAGCUGGACCUCUCUCCAGAAGAACGUAAGGCUAGGCAUCUCCUUUGCUUCGAAGUUUUUGACCACUUGGGUGGGCAUCGGUGGGAAACAGUGCGGGCCUUCCACAAAGCAGUGAUUGAUGAGAUUGCUGCAGGCAAAAGAAGCUGGAAAGACAGUUUUGAGGACAUUAAGAAACAAUUUUUUUGUAGUAACAAGGACCCAAGUGUGAACAUGGAAAUAAAGAGAUCACCAGUGGAAACAAAUCUGAAACCAAUACCCCCCAAAAGGGUCCCAAGCAUCUUUCUGGAGGAGGGAGACUCUCCCCCUGGAAAAUGCUUUGAAUUAGACACCUUUAGCAACGAUGAGAUCUGCAGGUAUAUAAACAGGAGUUUUGCUUUCUGGAAAGAAAAAGAAGCAGAGAUAUUUAGCUUAGAGGGGUGAGGACCUUUACACU